UAAAAAUGCAGCAAGUGGGAGUUUUCUGUGAAGCUCUGGGCCCAGUUUGUGUUUUUGAUGCAGUAACGGGAUCUGAGUGGAUUUCUGUUAGUCCUCAGAUAAUAUAAAUGUUCAUAAUGUUGGUUUUGUGGAGCUACGCUUUUUUAUUUACUCAUAAAAUGUGUUUUUCUGCUGAAAAAUGCAUUUUAAACUUUUUGAGAAUAGCAUAAAUUUUGGUUAAAAUGUGCUGCAGCACCACAACUUCAACCGAAGAUUGUUUGGGAAAUUGCAGAAAUCGUGAAGGAAUCCAAGAAAAGACUAUUUUGGACAGAAAUAUAGUUUUACUUUAUGGGGGAGAAUUAAAGAGGCUCGCGCUCAAAGCGCACCAACAGCGGCUGUAGCGCGCGAGGCCCCACGGCUGCCUUUCAGCCCGGUGGGAAGUCCGGGUCUCAUGCAGCACAUGGCUUUUCUCCCACGGUGCGAAGGAGGGCAGGGCAGGAUGUUGUUAAACAAGUCUCUCAGCAUCAAGUUCAACCGCUUGUUAAAGAGCCGUGACACCGUUCACGCGAGCCCCUCACGCGCCCCGUCGGGUCGGGUGUUCUGACUGACAAAAGGCAGCUGUGCGCCGGAUCUGACGUAUCAGCGGCGCUAAUUUACUUAAUAAUUAUUAUAUAGGCUGGAAUCGUCAUAAUCAGAUCAUUAAUAGAAGUGAGUGCGGCGUAGAUGAUGAGUGCGCGUGCACGUAUGACUUCAAUAAAAACAACUUUUUACUUUUGCGCAAAAAUGACGUCUCCUGUUGCGCCAAAUUCUGCCAGGGAAAGUCCUCUCGGACCUGCUCACUUUCUCCCGUGCUGUUCUCCAUCUCCUGCAGCGCGCGCGUCGUUUCGGCUCUCCAAGGCAUUUCAACGUCACUCACGGUUUCGCGAGAGCCUCCACGCUCCAUGUGUCGCCAGUCCCCUGCCUGGCGCGCAUUAAUAUUCCUGUAAGUCUCAGUCAUGAAUAACAAUUACACCGGAUACCGGGGGUAGAGGCGGGAGCUCCUCGGUGCUCACAGUCAUAGCGGCGGCAGCUCGGGGCGCAGGAAGGUUCUGAGAGGAGUUCUGCUGAACGGGCCUGCCUGCAGACACCAAGGUUCUGCUUUGACCUGGAAUGCGUUUGUGUGUUCCAUUCUGAGUCCGCUCGGAGCUUCCAGAUGUUGGUUCAUCCCUACUCCACCGGGGACCGGCAUGACAGCGUCUCGAGCCACAGCUCGCGCCUGUCUCAGCUGGGCUCCGUGUCUCACGCAGGACCCUACUCCAGCGCGCCGCCGCUGUCUCACGCGCCGUCCUCGGACUUCCAGCCGCCCUACUUUCCUCCGCCGUACCAGCCGCUCGCUCACUAUCAGAGCCAGGACCCCUACUCCCACGUAAGCGACCCGUACUCCCUCAACUCCCUGCACCAGAGCCAGCAGGGCGCAUGGGGCGCGCGCCAGCGGCAGGACGCCACCGGGGACCGGAUGGAGAGCUCGGCUCUACUAGCGCAGCCCCGGGCCUCACUACCUCAGCUGUCCGGGUUAGACCCACGGCGGGACUACGGAGGCGUGCGGCGGCCGGAUGUGCUUCUUCACUCCGCUCAUCCGGGACUGGAUCCCGGUAUGGGGGACGGGCUGCUGCACGGGCUUCACGGUAUGGAGGAUGUUCAGACCAUCGAAGACACGAAUGGGACGAGUUUAUUGGAUCAAUCUGUGAUCAAGAAAGUGCCCAUGCCGCCUAAGAACGUGGGCUCUCUGAUGCUCGGGAAGGACGGCCUGAUCGGCGGGGUGACCGUUAACAUCAACGAGGUGUUCUGCUCGGUACCGGGCCGCCUGUCGCUGCUCAGCUCCACCUCCAAGUACAAAGUGACCGUAGGGGAGGUGCAGAGGAGACUGUCUCCACCCGAGUGCCUCAACGCCUCCCUGUUAGGAGGCGUGUUGAGAAGAGCAAAGUCUAAAAACGGCGGCAAAUGCCUGCGAGAGAAGCUGGAAAAGAUUGGACUGAAUCUUCCUGCUGGGAGGCGCAAAGCUGCAAAUGUCACGUUACUAACAUCUCUGGUAGAAGGUGAGGCGGUGCACCUGGCUCGGGAUUUUGGCUACAUCUGUGAGACGGAGUUCCCCACCAAAGCCGUGAGCGAGUAUCUGAACCGGCAACACGCAGACCCCAACGAGCUGCACACGAGGAAAAACAUGCUGCUGGCCACGAAACAGCUGUGUAAGGAGUUCACAGACCUGCUGGCCCAGGACAGGACUCCGCUGGGCAACUCCAGGCCCUCCCCCAUCCUGGAGCCUGGCAUCCAGAGUUGCCUCUCCCACUUCUCCUUCAUCACACACGGUUUCGGCUCACCCGCCAUCUGCGCCGCGCUCACCGCCCUGCAGAACUACCUCACUGAGGCUCUCAAAGGACUCGACAAGAUGUUUCUCAACAACCCACCCAACAGCCGGCACGGGGACGCGGGCAACAAGGCCGGCGACAAAGAGGAAAAACAGCGGAAAUGAGGCCAGCGCUGAAGGGGAGUGAUGGAGAGUCGGGGGGAGGCACUGACAGAGGCGUUACACAGUUUCUUCUAGCUUUACACCGCCGCUACUGCCCUGCCGCGCACAAGGCUGAGGUGGAGGAGGACGAGGAAGGCUUGGUGGAGAGAAAACAGCACCCGUGGGCCAGUGUCAGAGAGCACAGAGGGAUUUUUCAUCUGUGUUACGUUCUUUUCAUUCCCCUGAGGACAUGCUGGUUACUGUGUUACAUCCAUUUUGCUCCCCCCGCCUGCAUCCUGUGAGAAUGAGACGCUGUGAGCAGCCAGCAAACAACAUUGUGUCUGAGUGCCUGAGCGUGUGUGUGUGUGUGUGUGUGUGUGUGUGUGUGUGACAAAAAGCAUUGUGGGUUUGGACUUUUUUGUGAUGAGCAUUGUAUUCAGUGAAACAGGCUUGUCUGGUUAUUUAACUAACGUAAAAGAAGGGCAGGUGUUACUUUGUGUGUGUAAAUAUUUAUUUAUGACCAUUUAAAUGGGCGGUUGUUUAAAUAGGUGCACCGGGAUUUGGGACUGAACCUAUUUAUCUGUGAUUUGACCUUUGUGAGCCAGAAGGGCGGGACAGGACUCAUCAAGUGGGUUUUUUCUUUAAGAGCUGUUGUCAUGGUGAUGAUGAUGAUGAUGGGUAGACAUGCUUCUAAUUGUCCAGUGAUUUCAUUUCUAUCAUAUUGAUAAUAAACCGUGUGUUUUAUUA
Messenger RNA from Nothobranchius furzeri (turquoise killifish), 3211 nucleotides. It is a transcript of the gene tfap2b, whose product is annotated as transcription factor AP-2 beta. Gene Ontology annotation, biological process: regulation of cell population proliferation; regulation of transcription by RNA polymerase II; anatomical structure development. NCBI's taxonomy places the organism in Eukaryota, Metazoa, Chordata, Actinopteri, Cyprinodontiformes, Nothobranchiidae. Gene Ontology annotation, molecular function: DNA-binding transcription factor activity, RNA polymerase II-specific; RNA polymerase II transcription regulatory region sequence-specific DNA binding. The record is from RefSeq and is a predicted model, not a curated record. Gene Ontology annotation, cellular component: nucleus.